UGCAACUAUUCCUGGAACAACUUCCAAUAGAGAACAAAAACAAUGGCAUACUAGCUAGCUAGCUGAAACUCUGAAAGAAACCAACGUAGGAACGCCCUUUUGAAAGCUCUGGCCAGGCGGAAGCGAAAUCUCUGGUGUUGAGAAAGCAGAGAUGGCCUUUAUGCUUUCGCCUGGGGUCUCGCGAAUCGUUACUAUUGUAUUGAGGGUCCUGACUGCCAUUGUUCUGUUUGUAUCACUCGUGAUGCUCGUAACCAAUAAUCAGGAUUAUCAAGACCCUAAUGACAACGGAAACACUAAAACCGCUCGUUUUUAUGAUCAAGUUGGAUUCCAAUACAUGGCUGCCACAACAGUUCUCGGAAUUGGGUUUUCAAUCUAUGGAACCGUAAUUGUAGCUUUGCGCAUCAAGAGAGGAAAUGAUGAAGGGAACCUGUUGAUUGAUUUCUAUGGCCAGAAGGUUUUGUCGAAUUUAUUAGUUACAGGAGCUGUUGCAGGAUUUCUUACUGUCCAAGCUGUGGAUAAAGCUCUCUCUGAUCACUUUGGCACGUUCGCGGAGCUGGCCACUAACGGCUAUUAUUGGGGUUUGUAUAAGACAUGUUCUGGACUUGUCCUCCUUGGCUUCUUCUUGUCUGUAGCACUGUCGAUCCUGUCUUCCCAUACCCUUGCUAGAAGGAAUUAUUAGACUCACAACAUGCUUGAGAAUCGUUUCUGUAGCUUGUACUCACUGAUUAAUGAAGAGUCUCUACCCGUUUCGUUUGGGUCUUGUGUCA
This is a messenger RNA of Rosa rugosa (rugosa rose), 767 nucleotides long. Its product is annotated as CASP-like protein 4D1. NCBI's taxonomy places the organism in Eukaryota, Viridiplantae, Streptophyta, Magnoliopsida, Rosales, Rosaceae. The record is from RefSeq and is a predicted model, not a curated record. The transcript has 3 exons. The coding region runs from base 152 to 679 and encodes 175 amino acids.